Messenger RNA from Leptidea sinapis, 1274 nucleotides. It is a transcript of the gene Wnt6, whose product is annotated as protein Wnt-6. NCBI's taxonomy places the organism in Eukaryota, Metazoa, Arthropoda, Insecta, Lepidoptera, Pieridae. Gene Ontology annotation, biological process: neuron differentiation; cell fate commitment; multicellular organism development. Gene Ontology annotation, cellular component: extracellular region. The record is from RefSeq and is a predicted model, not a curated record. Gene Ontology annotation, molecular function: cytokine activity; frizzled binding. Bases 165 to 1223 code for a protein of 352 amino acids. The transcript is spliced from 6 exons.
GUAUCGUCAGUUGCGUUUGGUUCUCUGGACGAAACAGCACGUCACGCUGCCGCGAAAUUUCGGUACAAAACGAAACGAGAACAAUUUGCACGCUCAGCUAUUUGUUUUUCAAAUGGAGUUUGUGUAGAGAGGAGAGGGAGGGUAGGAGUGAUGACCCGGGAGACAUGCGGCCGAUCCUCAUCGCGGCUUGCCUGCUGCUGCUAGCGCCUAUCACCGAUUCUUGGUGGGCGUCUGGCAGCGCUGUGAUCCUAGAUCCCCGCAUGGUCUGCAAGAAGAACCGUCGCACCAAGGGUCGCCUAGCCCAAAUCUGCAGAAACGAGACUGGUCUUCUGAAGGAGAUCAGUCGAGGAGUUUCGCUUGGAGCAACCGAGUGUGCUCAUCAGUUUAGAAACAGACGUUGGAACUGUACUACACAGAGAAGAAGUAUGAGGAAUAUACUCAUGAGAGACACAAGAGAGACGGGGUUUGUCAACGCCAUCACUGCCGCUGGAGUCACCUAUUCAAUCACACGAGCAUGCACGGCAGGAUCUCUUCUGGAGUGUUCUUGUGAAAAGGAAGUAUCAAAGCCACGUCGCGGUCGUGUAUCACCGGUCCCGUUGCCACCUGCGCCUGCGCAAACAGAUCGAUGGCAAUGGGGCGGCUGCAGUGACAACGUGCGCUUCGGUCUUCAGAAAUCUAGAGAAUUUAUGGAUAGUAGAUAUAGAAAGAAAAGCGAUAUAAAAACUUUAAUAAAGCUACACAACCACAAUGCUGGGAGGUUGGCAAUCAAAUCUAAUAUGAGAGUAGAAUGCAAAUGCCAUGGGUUGUCAGGAUCUUGUACUUUAAGAACCUGCUGGUGGAGAAUGCCAAGUUUUAGAGAAAUUGGAGAUCGUAUAAGAGAUAAGUUCGAAGGUGCUGCUAAGGUAAUAGCAAACAAUGACGGUGAUAGCUAUAUGCCAGAAAGUACAAAUAUAAAGCGACCAGGUAAAAAGGAUAUUAUAUAUUCUGAAGAGUCACCUGAUUUUUGUAUGCCAAAUUUGAAGACCGGUUCCCUCGGAACGCAGGGAAGGCAGUGUAAUAUAAGCUCAGCGGGAACAGACAGCUGUGAUCAGCUUUGUUGUAGAAGGGGCUAUGCACAAAGCACGAUUAGAGAGACUGAAAAUUGUAAUUGUCAAUUCAAAUGGUGCUGCGAAGUUAUAUGUGAAACUUGUUAUGUAAAACGUGACAUACAAACAUGCCUAUGAUGUGAUAGCUAAUGUGUAAAACGAGAGUAUGAAAUUAAAACAUUAUACUAA